This is a messenger RNA of Aspergillus pseudonomiae, 334 nucleotides long. RefSeq lists its product as uncharacterized. The coding region runs from base 62 to 277 and encodes 71 amino acids. The transcript has a single exon. The record is from RefSeq and is a predicted model, not a curated record. NCBI's taxonomy places the organism in Eukaryota, Fungi, Ascomycota, Eurotiomycetes, Eurotiales, Aspergillaceae.
CCAGAGGCAUAUAACUUAAACAUCUCUCCUGUACAGUUUCAGGUAUAAAUGAGGUAUAUACAUGGUCUGGUGCUUGCUUUCCAGUUGGAACUGCCAGUGUUGGAUGAUCAUCACCUAUGUAGUAGUACUCCGUAGCUUCGGAGGGUUGGUGAUUGGUGGAUUGGGUUUCUUUAGGAUGUUGUGUAUAUUGACCUACGGUAUAUAUAUUUUGAUACGGGGAUUGUUAUUGAGUAGGACUCGUUGUAUGGGUGUUUUCUGUUUGGGUGGUUUUGGAUAGUGGGUUGUUUUUAUAAUAUAUGUGUUGGCGAUGUAGGAUUUGAUUUUUUUUUCUGAG